Messenger RNA from Anas platyrhynchos (mallard), 1393 nucleotides. RefSeq names its product transmembrane protein 220 (gene TMEM220). The record is from RefSeq and is a predicted model, not a curated record. Lineage: Eukaryota; Metazoa; Chordata; Aves; Anseriformes; Anatidae.
CCCCUUAGGGCGGCCGCAGCCAGCCCAGCGGGCGGGCCCGGGGCGGUGAACGCGCGGCUUCAGCGGCCGUCCGUCUGCAAGCGGUAGGCGGAGGCUGGCGCCGGUCAUGGCGCGCGGUAGCUUGGCGGGGCGGCUGUGGCAGCUUUGCAACCUGUUUAUGGCCACUUUCUUCGGGCUGGCGGCUGCCGUGCAGGUGAACGACCCCGACGCCGGGCUGUGGGUGGUUAUCUACUUGGUGCCAGCUGCUCUUACACUGCUUGUUGGCCUUAACCCCUCAGUAACAGAAAACGCGGUUUGGAGAAGUCUCUGUGACCUUCAUUCUGCUGGUUGUAUUUUUGGAACCAUUGCCUUGGCUUGUUCUUUGGUUGCGUACACUCAGGGCAACAUUUUGCAUGAAGAGGAAGGCAGAGAGUUAUGUGGUCUGGUGAUUAUUACAAUAUGGAUGAGUCUUUGUCGCAGUUCAGCAAAGAAUCCAUUGGGUGGAAUUCAUCUGACUGCUGCAGUCUUGGUUGUUCUCUUCCCCUUUGUUUCGUGGCUGUACAUUUAUAUAAACAAAGAGAUACGAGAAUCUUGGCCAACACACUGUAAAACUGUGAUUUAAUCAGAGUAGUAAAUCAUAUUUUUCUAAAGAAAAUCCAGUGAAAACUUCUUUAUUUCUGUGAGACGCAUGCUUGACUGCCACCAGCAGACAUAGUUACUGUCACAACUUGCAGAAUUUCUGGUCCUGGAAAGCAGAACCCAUGCAGCAACCCAGAGACGGUAACCGUGCUCCAUCAUCACUAAUCCUGGAGAAGAAAGCACAGGUGAGUAUGCUGGACACUAAAGCUGGCAGGGUGUGAGCCAGCAUGGGUUCAGAUGCAGCACAACACCAUGCUUUAAGUCAUCCCAAGUCAGGGCUUGUUAGGUUGAUACAGCUGCAGGCUAACAUGGCUGGGCACACGUAGAUCCCAGCUGGUGUAUUGUGUAUCUGCAGCAUUACAUGAUGCCAUAGUCUUCCUGCUUUAAUUUAUAUUAUUUUUAUUUUUAAGCUUGGGCCUCCCUGUGCUGUGUUCUGACAUAGCAUAGAUGGUGUCCAUUUUUCUUGAGCUUUUAUUUUUUGAAAAUUACUUGAGCUUUUUGAAGCAAUGUUAAGACCGCCUCAUUAGGCUACAGGGUGGACUUUUCUACUAGACUCAAGACAUAAAAAUGUAAACACUUCUACACAGGUACAAUUUUGCAUGCUUUAAAUCUGACACAUAUAAAUUUAAAAAAAAAAAAAAUCAAAAACAAAACACCAGCCAACUAGUGAGUUUUUUUUUUUCUUCCCCCUUCCCCCACAGUUGAGUAACAAUCUGUUCAAGAUUGGGUAGUUCAAUUCAACAUUCUGCAUUCAAAUAUAUUUAUUUCAAACACA